Molecule: messenger RNA, 1608 nt
Organism: Humulus lupulus (European hop)
Lineage: Eukaryota; Viridiplantae; Streptophyta; Magnoliopsida; Rosales; Cannabaceae
Product: receptor-like protein 9DC3
Exons: 1
Coding region: 1-1608 (535 amino acids)
Molecular function (GO): protein binding
Source: RefSeq, a predicted model, not a curated record
AUGAUGAGGGGUUUGUUUUCUUUGCUUUACUGUCUCUUUCUCUUCUUGCUUGUUUCUCUUCCAUCCAACACUCUCUCAUUUCUUCAUUCUUCUCACCCUCCUUUGUGCCAUCCCCAAGAAAGCUAUGCUUUGCUUCACUUCAAAAACUCAUUUCCCAUAACCAAUAGUAGUUACUCUUCCCACUACGCAGCUGAGCUUGGAAUUGGCAAUCCUAAUAGUACUACUUCAUGGAAUAUGAGCAAGGAUUGCUGCACAUGGAGCGGUGUCACAUGUGAUGAGCUUACUGGCCAAUCUCUUGUUCUCUCCUACAAUGAUUUUCACUCUUCCAAAGUUUCUACUCAAUUUGGUAGGUAUUCAAGAAUAGUUCACCUUGAUCUUUCUCACUCCUUGUUCAGUGGUAAAGUCCCUUUUGAAUUGUCUUACUUGUCAAAGUUGGUUUCACUUGACUUGAGUUUUAAUCAUGAGUUGAAACUUGAGACAUCUAGCUGGAAAAGAAUUGUAGCAAACCUAACAAAUCUUAGAGAAUUGUUUAUGCAUGGUGUCAAUAUGUCUUAUGUCUCACCCAAUUCGUUUGCUAAUUUAUCAACUUCUUUGACAUAUCUUGAUCUUAGAGAAACUGGAUUGCAGGGGGAGUUUCCAAAAACCAUUUUCAACUUGCCAAACCUUCAAGGGCUGGACUUGAGUUACAACACAAAUCUCAAUGGUACAUUCCCUCAAUAUAAUUGGACAAGCCCACUUGAGAAAUUGAGUCUUUCUCACUCCAGGUUCUUCAUAGACUUGCCUUAUCUUACAAGAAAUCUGAAGUACUUGACGACUCUAUCUUUAGCUGCUUGCAAUUUUGUAGGAUUAUAUCCAACACUACUACAUGCUAACCUCACUCAAAUCACUUCUUUAGACCUUUCUUUCAAUAAUUUUGGGGGUCAAAUCCCAUGGUCUUCUCUGAAUCUUCAAAAGCUUAUUGAACUAGAUCUUUCAUCUAAUAAUUUCACUGGUCAGCUUCCAGAAGUUUGUAGUAGUAAUUCAACAAAAGUUUCGUCUUUGUGCAUCUCUUCAAAUCACCAUGAUUUAGUUGGUGGUCCUCCUUUGAAUUUAAAAUCCUUGAAUUUAUCUACUAACAAACUUAGUGGGACAAUACCAUCAUGGUUAUAUUCCCUUCGGUAUUUGCAGGAGUUAGAUCUAAGUAACAACAACUUCACUGGCUCCAUUCUUGAAUUCCAAUCUGAUUCUUUACUACAUCUAGAUUUACAAUCUAACAAACUAGAAGGUAUCUUUCCAAGCUCAAUUUUUGAACUAGUGAAUCUUUCGUUUCUGUUUCUUUCUUCAAAUAAAUUAAGUGGUGUUGUGUCAUUAGAUCAGUUCUCAAAGUUUAAAAGCCUCAAAUAUCUUGAUCUUUCAUUUAAUAGCUUAUCAGUGGUUGAUUCUAUCAACAAUGUCAAUAGUACCUUGCCAAGAACUCUUUUCUCAUUGGCAUUGUCUUCAUGUGGUCUAACUGAGUUCCCAUACUCUCUUAGAAAUGCUGAAAAGUUAGGAAGCUUGGAGCUUUCCUACAAUCAAAUUGAAGGGGCCAUUCCAUCGUGGCUUUGGAAUGUUGGCAAGGAUUCAUUGUAA